Molecule: messenger RNA, 1211 nt
Organism: Cyprinodon tularosa
Lineage: Eukaryota; Metazoa; Chordata; Actinopteri; Cyprinodontiformes; Cyprinodontidae
Gene: pecr
Product: peroxisomal trans-2-enoyl-CoA reductase
Exons: 8
Coding region: 46-942 (298 amino acids)
Biological process (GO): phytol metabolic process
Cellular component (GO): peroxisome
Molecular function (GO): trans-2-enoyl-CoA reductase (NADPH) activity
Source: RefSeq, a predicted model, not a curated record
GCUGUCGGUCCCUGCUCCAUCUGACUGACUCCUGGUGGAAUCAGCAUGGCGGCCUCCAGUGUGUUCCGACCGGGCUUGCUGAACCACAGAGUAGCGAUAGUGACCGGCGGAGGCACCGGGAUCGGUAAAGCCAUCUCUUCAGAGCUGCUGGAACUGGGCUGCAGUGUGGUGAUCUCCAGCAGGAAGGCAGACAGGCUGGAGGCAGCAGCCCAGGAGAUGAGACAGAGGAUCCCCACCAACAGCCCUGCAAGUGUCACCCCAGUGCCCUGCAACAUCCGCAGCGAGGAUGAAGUGAAGGCUCUUGUGUCAUCGGUGCUGAAGCAGUAUGGCAGGAUAGACUAUCUGGUGAACAAUGGAGGGGGUCAGUUCAGCAGCCCAGUGGAGAACAUGACCUCCAAAGGCUGGAAAGCUGUGAUAGACACCAACCUGACUGGUACCUUUUACUGCUGCAAGGAGGUCUACACAGCCUGGAUGAAGCAGCAUGGAGGUGUGAUCGUCAACAUCAUCGCGGACAUGUGGAAAGGAUUCCCUGGAAUGGGCCACACAGGUGCAGCGAGGGCAGCAGUGGAUAACCUAACCAAGACCCUGGCCAUUGAAUGGGCUUCAUCAGGAGUCAGAGUCAACGCUGUUGCUCCCGGGACAAUCUUCUCCAAAACUGCAAUGGAGAACUAUAAGGAGUUUGGACCUCAUCUCUUUAAGAUGUCUAUUCCAUUUAGCCCUGCUAAGAGACUAGGAGUGCCAGAGGAGAUUUCUUCCGCUGUUUGUUUCCUGCUGUCUCCUGGAGCCUCCUACAUCUCUGGAGCCACACUGAAAGUGGAUGCAGGACAGAGUCUGUACCAUUCCCUGUGGGAGAUACCUGACCACAGCUCAUGGCCUGAAGCUCCAGACGGUGAAAAUCUGGACGCUCUGAAGGAACUGCUCAAGCCACAAAGCAAACUUUAAUAAAUUCCUUAACAUGCAUGACAACAAAUGGGCAGAUAGCAAAGCUAUACGACCUAUAGAAUGUGAUUUAUUGUAUAUUAAAAAAACAACUGUACAAAUUUGUAUAUCAUUAGUAGGGAGUUAGAGAGAUAUAAAUCAAAGAUUUAUAAUGUACUUAAUCUAUAAAAUAUUAACCUGUUUUUAAUUUCAAUAGUAACACCGUACUUUUUUGCUAAAACAAAAAUAGUGCCUUAAAAACUGGAAACCACAGAUUAAAAGUGUUUUACAGU